Messenger RNA from Otolemur garnettii (small-eared galago), 3362 nucleotides. It is a transcript of the gene TBX2, whose product is annotated as T-box 2. Gene Ontology annotation, biological process: positive regulation of DNA-templated transcription; regulation of transcription by RNA polymerase II; cell fate specification. The transcript has 7 exons. Gene Ontology annotation, cellular component: nucleus. NCBI's taxonomy places the organism in Eukaryota, Metazoa, Chordata, Mammalia, Primates, Galagidae. The coding region runs from base 264 to 2405 and encodes 713 amino acids. The record is from RefSeq and is a predicted model, not a curated record. Gene Ontology annotation, molecular function: DNA-binding transcription factor activity, RNA polymerase II-specific; RNA polymerase II cis-regulatory region sequence-specific DNA binding.
UCACGACAAGAUCUAACCAGUCGCGCGUGGUCCCCGGCGCCGGAACGGGCCAGCCCAGCCCAGCCCAGCCCCGCGCAGAGCCCCCGCCGCCCCCGCUCACACAGCCCCGCGCCCCUUCCGUGCCCGGGACAGGGAGCCGGGAGGAGCAGCUGCCGCGCCCUCCGCGCCGGUCGUCGGUCCUCAGCGCGCGCCGCCGCCCGGGCCGGGGGUCCGAGCCGCGCGCCCCCGGCCCCGGCCCCCGGGCGCCUGGGCCGGAUGUCCCGAUGAGAGAGCCGGCGCUGGCGGCCAGCGCCAUGGCUUACCACCCGUUCCACGCGCCAAGGCCCGCCGACUUCCCCAUGUCCGCCUUCCUGGCGGCGGCACAGCCUUCCUUCUUCCCGGCACUCGCACUGCCGCCAGGCGCGCUGGCCAAGCCGCUGCCCGACCCGAGUUUGGCGGGGGCGGCAGUCGCAGCAGCAGCGGCGGCAGCAGCGGCCGAGGCGGGGCUGCACGUCUCGGCACUGGGCCCGCACCCGCCCGCCGCGCAUCUGCGCUCGCUCAAGAGCCUGGAGCCCGAGGACGAAGUGGAGGACGACCCCAAGGUGACGCUGGAGGCUAAGGAGCUGUGGGACCAGUUCCAUAAACUGGGCACGGAGAUGGUCAUCACCAAGUCCGGGAGGAGGAUGUUCCCCCCCUUCAAGGUUCGAGUCAGCGGCCUGGACAAAAAGGCCAAGUACAUCCUGCUGAUGGACAUUGUGGCUGCUGAUGAUUGCCGCUAUAAGUUCCACAACUCUCGCUGGAUGGUGGCAGGCAAGGCUGACCCCGAGAUGCCCAAACGAAUGUACAUCCACCCAGACAGUCCCGCCACAGGGGAGCAGUGGAUGGCCAAGCCUGUGGCCUUUCAUAAGCUGAAGCUGACCAACAACAUCUCUGACAAGCAUGGCUUUACCAUCCUGAACUCCAUGCACAAGUACCAGCCCCGCUUCCACAUAGUGAGAGCCAAUGACAUCCUGAAGCUGCCCUACAGCACCUUCCGCACCUACGUGUUCCCAGAGACCGACUUCAUUGCUGUCACUGCCUACCAGAAUGACAAGAUCACACAGCUGAAGAUCGACAAUAAUCCCUUUGCCAAGGGCUUCCGGGACACCGGGAAUGGUCGGCGGGAGAAAAGGAAGCAGCUGACGCUGCCAUCUCUGCGCUUGUACGAGGAGCACUGUAAGCCGGAGCGCGAUGGCGCCGACUCGGAUGCCUCGUCUUGCGACCCUCCCCCCACGCGGGAGCCACCGCCCUCCCCGGGCACAGCGUCCAGUCCCCUGCGCCUGCACCGAGCCCGAGCCGAGGAGAAGUCAUGUGCCGCUGACAGCGACCCCGAGCCCGAGCGGCUGACCGAGGAGCGCUCCGGCCCCGCGCUAGGCCGCAGCCCAGCUCCGGACAGCGUCAGCCCCCCUCGCUUGACCGAACCUGAGCGCGCCCGGGAGCGGCGCAGUCCGGAGAGGGGCAAGGAGCCGGCCGAGAGCGGCGGGGACGGCCCUUUUAGCCUGCGAAGCCUGGAGAAGGAGCGCGUCGCUGAAGCCCGGCGGAAGGACGAGGGGCGCAAGGAAGCCGGCGAGGGCAAGGAGCCGGGCCUGGCGCCGCUGGUGGUGCAGACAGACAGUGCGUCCCCCCUGGGCGCCGGACACCUGCCCAGCCUGGCCUUCUCCAGCCACCUGCACGGGCAGCAGUUCUUUGGGCCUCUGGGAGCUGGCCAGCCUCUCUUUCUGCAUCCAGGACAGUUCGCCAUGGGCCCCGGCGCCUUCUCUGCCAUGGGCAUGGGUCACCUACUGGCCUCGGUGGCAGGCAGUGGCAAUGGCGGAGGCGGUGGGCCCGUGACCACUGCGGGGCUGGACGCAGGGGGACUGGGUCCCGCGGCCAGCGCAGCAAGCACCGCCGCGCCCUUCCCGUUCCACCUCUCCCAGCACAUGCUGGCAUCUCAGGGAAUCCCAAUGCCCACUUUCGGAGGCCUCUUCCCCUACCCCUACACCUACAUGGCAGCAGCGGCCGCAGCCGCCUCAGCUUUGCCGGCCACCAGUGCUGCGGCUGCAGCUGCGGCCGCGGCUGGCUCCCUAUCCCGGAGCCCCUUCCUGGGCAGUGCCCGGCCCCGCCUGCGCUUCAGCCCCUACCAGAUCCCAGUCACCAUCCCGCCUACCACUAGCCUCCUGACCACGGGGCUGGCAUCUGAGGGCUCCAAGGCCGCGGGGAGCAACAGCCGGGAGCCCAGCCCCCUUCCUGAGCUGGCUCUCCGCAAAGUGGGGGCCCCGACCCGUGGCACCCUCUCGCCCAGCGGCUCAGUCAAGGAGGCGGCUAGUGAACUGCAGAGCAUCCAGAGACUGGUGAGUGGGCUGGAGAGCCAGCGAGCCCUCUCCCCCGGCCGGGAGUCGCCCAAGUGAGGGGCUGCCCAGCCGCUCCGCUGCCACGCAGGCCUCCCGGGCUGCCUGCCCCUGCUGCUUGGGACGUGUACAGCACAGAAUGGGUAUUUAUUUAAAUAAAGGAGCAAAAGUGGGCUGCAAGCAGCCAGAAUAGAGCCUCCUCUGGCAAGUUGGGGCCUGGGACACUUCCCUGGGUCUCAGCGAGCAUCAGGCUGGCGGGAACGCAGUCGCUUUGGAACCACUAGACUCGGUCCAGAUCUGCUCCAACAUCAAGGUGGCGUCCGUGGGUUCUCUUUGUCUUCCAGUGCAGUGGGAGAGGCUUCAUCCCAGGCCCAGUGGUCGCUUCAGAAGCCAGAGGCGAAGGGGUCGGGGUGGGAGCUUUGGAGGGUGUCCCAGAGCCCUUGGUCUUGGGCCUGGACCGUGUGAGAACCUGGGGUGGGCGGAGGAUGCAGGAGCCAGUGAAGACUGAAGUCAGUGUAGACUUGAGACGGGGGCGCCUGUCCUUGUCGUCCUUCUUCCUCUUCUCCCAAAAGACAGGCACCGCUCCCACCCCUGGGUCAGCGGAGGGAGUGGCGCUUCUGCCUUGAGUCCCCAGGGGGAAAAAAAGAUAUUUAUGAAAUAAAUGGUAAUUUGUGUAAAUAAGCUUUAAGGUUCCCAGAAUAUGCAAAUUGGUAUUAAUUUAUUCAAAGGUGUACAUUGCUGUGUACAUAUAUUUAGAGAUUAACUCAUAGCAUUUAAUUCUUUUUUCAUUUUACAUGAGCAUCUAUAUUGUACAGGGCUGGGGGGCCCUCGGCUGUGGGAGAAGGGCCGAGCCCUGAGCAGCCCCCACCCACCCUGCUGGCCCCUCGGCCCCUCCGCCCCCGGGCUUUGCUCGCCCGGCCCGCGGGCUCCACCUCAGGUUUUCACUUUUCGCUUCGGAGCGAGAAUCCAAACGACAAAAACGCGAGAAAACAAUAAAACGCUACAAUGCGAAGUGAA